This is a messenger RNA of Bemisia tabaci, 1280 nucleotides long. It is a transcript of the gene Grx3, whose product is annotated as Glutaredoxin 3. Gene Ontology annotation, cellular component: cytosol; nucleus. The record is from RefSeq and is a predicted model, not a curated record. Gene Ontology annotation, biological process: intracellular iron ion homeostasis. Lineage: Eukaryota; Metazoa; Arthropoda; Insecta; Hemiptera; Aleyrodidae.
UGUGAAAGACCCUUUAACUUGGGUGCAUGUGAGGUUAAGUUACCCUGUGUUUUCACACACUAUUCCAUUUUAAUUCCUCCUCGUAAAUUUUCAGGUUUUGUGAAUUUGCCAUGAAAUUUUAAAACUAGCGUGUGUAUUCUAACCCAAUUUCAUUUUAGCCCUUUGUAAGUGUUCAUCACAGGUCACAGGUCACUCCAAGAUGACCCUCCUCAGUAUCCAAAAGAGCGAUGAGUUUGAAACUCUCAUCCAGAGUCCAGAGUUGGUCACAAUUCAUUUUUAUGCCGAUUGGUCGGAUCAGUGCAAACACAUGGAUUCUGUUUUCUCAGAGCUAUCGAAACAAGCAGACUUUAAAGGAGUCAAGUUUGCCAAAAUUGCAGCAGAAGAUUUCCCUGAUCUCUCAAUGAAAUACAAUGUAGCCGCAGUUCCUACUUUCGUUUUUUUCAAAAGCGGGCAAGAUAUCGACCGUGUCGAUGGUGCAAACGCCCCUCAGCUUACAGCAAAGAUAAAAUCCUUGAUAAGUGCCAAACCCACCGUUACCUCUGGCGCAAAUCAUGUUGGAGAGGGAGAAGACAUUAAUGAUAGGCUGAAACGACUCAUCAACAGUGCUCCUGUCAUCCUCUUCAUGAAAGGCACCCCAGACACGCCAAAAUGUGGUUUCAGUAAUCAAAUAGUUUCAAUCCUUCGCGAGGUGAACUGUAAUUUCGCCUCUUUUGAUAUUCUCAACGAUAAUGCUGUACGAGAAGGCCUAAAAAAAUUUUCCAAUUGGCCAACAUACCCACAGCUCUAUGUGGAUGGUAAUUUGAUUGGUGGCUUGGAUAUCAUCAAAGAAAUGAAAGAAAGUGGAGAAUUAGAAGAGUUAGUCAAAUCCAAGAGUGGUCCAUCUUCAAAUGGAACCUCAAGUUUAAAUGAGCGGCUGAAAGCCCUCAUCAAUCAGGCAAAUGUAAUGGUUUUCAUGAAAGGCAACCCUGAAAAUCCUCGGUGUGGUUUCAGCAGACAGUUGAUGGAAAUUUUGAAAGAAACAGGGGUUAAAUUUGAAACCUUUGACAUUUUAAACGAUAACUCAGUGCGUGAGGGUCUGAAAAUCUACUCAUCAUGGCCGACGUAUCCACAAGUAUAUGUGAAAGGGAGUCUAAUUGGCGGCUUAGACAUUAUCAAAGAACUCAAAGAAGCGGGAGAGUUAGUUUCAUCUCUAACAUCAUCUUAAAUCAUUCAUUUGUCAUUUAACUUUUUUGUUGAACAUCAUUUUAGGACAAUUAAACACUAUUUUUCCAAAAAGAAAA